AUGUGGCUAUCGCUAACCGCUAACCGCACUAACCCAAACCGUGUGUCCGUGCUGUACGACCGGCGCUUAUUAGAGGAGGAAGACUGUGACACUAACCCCGCCCUCUUCCCGGUCUCUCCGCAGGCUCCUCGUGGUCCCAGUCCUCCUGCCCCCUCGGGUCCUGGCUCCUGUAACCCUCUGUACGAAGACAACUGCAACCCUCUGACCGCCACUCGCUUCGCCUCGCCGCCCGAGUCCUACAAGAAAGGAGAGAGCGAGGAGGCGGCGGCCAUCCGAGCGGCUCCUCCCCCUUCAGCCGCCGACCACAGCUUUGACCCCUACGCUGCCUACAGAGACGCCUAUGCUAACAGAGACGCCUAUGCUAACAGAGACGCUUAUGCUAGCUCUAACCAGGAGUCGUAUGGAAACCGUAUCCCUGAUCCUUACGCCAUGUACCGCACGCCCACGCCCCGCCAGGCCGACCCCUACGCCAUGAUCCGCCGCCUUAUGUCCCAGGCCCAGCUCAAUGACCCCUACGCCCCCCGCCCUGACGACCCCUCGGCCGCCUCUGGUCCCGCCCCCGGCCCUGACGCCGGUGAAGGCAAUGACCCCUUCUCUGUCAUCCGUGAAGCGGCGGCCUCCAUGCACCGCCAGCACCAGCGACAGGCCGGGCACCAGUUCCCGUUCGCCAACCAGGAGGAGGAGCCUCAGCCGGCCCAGCACCACCCCCUGGGACCCCCGGGGAAGACCAAGGAGGGCUAUGACUGCUACAUGGGCUACGACCCCGAGUGCAUCCCGCUGAAGCCCUCCCAGCCGCGGUUUGGAGGCUCCAGACACGCCCACCCGGCGCACCCUGCCCCCGCGGCGGAGACCAGAGCUGGGGAGGACGGCCAGCAGAGAUACAUGGAGCCGUCCAAUCCAGACUGCGACCCGGAGUACGACCGAGACUGCAGACUGAGGCGCUACGAGCCCGAGGUCCAGAUCCCAGCAGAACCAGAGGAGCGCCACCAUGAGGAGCCCGAGGAGAACGCGCAGCCGGAGCAGGACCCGUACGAGACCGAGCCCUUCCAGAGCGGCCAGGACGACCUGCCCUACGCCCCCAACACCAACCCUAAUGUGCCCACCCUGCAGGACAUCCUCCGGCGCUACGGGGACCAGUUCGGAGACCAGUUCAAAGACCAGUUCAAAGACCAGUACGCAGACCAGUACGGCGAACAGGAGGAGCGCUACCGCAAGAAGUGA
Knipowitschia caucasica is the source of this 1221-nucleotide messenger RNA. The record is from the annotation of a GenBank genome assembly. Lineage: Eukaryota; Metazoa; Chordata; Actinopteri; Gobiiformes; Gobiidae.